CCACCUCCCCGGCUGUGACCAUUAUGGUCAUUCAAUCUGCUCGGAGAUCUGCCGGGUGCUUCUUCUCCAAUUCAGAUAGUGGAAAUCGCGGACGGAUGUCCUCUUCGGUCAAGGGGUUCAAGAUGGAAUUCCCGCUUCGCUUAAUGUUCUCAAAAACGGGAUAUGCUCCAUCUCCUCGUCACGACAUCAUUUAUCAUCUGACUCGCAAACCAAGAUGGAUUAACCGCGGUCCCUGUUCCUACCAUGCCAGUGUCUGGGUUGGGCAGUUCAAUUGCCUUACUUGUUCGACUGCAGGAACUUGCAUCUCACUUAUGUUCCAUGUCCGGCUUCUAUUGUAUCCCGGGGUUUCCUGAGCCCCUCCCAAGGCUACAGGAAUGUUUGCUCACCGUUUAUAUUGCUUACUAUCCCUCGGCCUUAUGAUUAUAUCUAGUGAGUACGCAAGUACUGGUGCUUCAGAUAUGAACAACUGCUCAUAAUGUCGCCUUCUCUAUCCCCUCUCUUGAUUUCUGACACUGAACUUUUCAACCCACUUGGCUCGAUCCUUCAACGCCACUUUCCACCUUCGGUGCAGAUCAGGGGAGUUUACCCCCUACCGGGUCAUCUGCACUCAAUUAAUCGCCUCGUACUAUCGAAUGGGGUCCAACUGCUCUUGAAAUGCUCCCCGGGGUCGACAACCCCCCUCUUAAGGCGAGAACAGCUCUUGCUUGAGACCGAAGCUCGGGCUCUUUCCAUCCUGGAGCGAAACGGGAUUCCGUACAUCCCAUCAUUCGUGCAUUAUGGUCUCCAAGGAGGUUUGCUCGGAUCUGCCUUCUUAGUAAGACACUAUGUUACCGGAGCUACAUUGCAGGAGAUGGAGGCCCAGCUUACUAUGCAAGACCGGGACAAUGUCAACAGGGCACUUGGCUCAUUGGCUCAGCGGAUUGGACAGAACAUUUCCAGCACUUUCGGGUCUCUCGACCAGGUAGCCUGUGGAUCUGGGAAAGAGUCGUGGCGAGAGGCGUUUGUGACGCUCUUGGAAGGUAUUCUUCGGGACUCCGAAGACGCCUUUGUCCAUCUCCCAUAUGCCGAGAUCAGACACCAAGUCCGCCGGCUGUCACCUGCACUCGAGGAGAUUACGUCACCGCAGCUAGUGAUUGUUGGGUUAGGCCGACCAUCGCAAGUCCUGUUGAAUCCGGGGUCCAAGAAGCUAGCGGGGCUCAUUGGACUUGAGAACGCACUCUGGGGUGACGUACAUAUGGCGGAGAUAUUUGAGGAGCCAUCUUUGGCUGUGCUGGAAGGCUAUGGCACCCAACUAGCAAAAAGCGAGGCCCAGGUGGCCCGGCAGUUGCUAUAUGCCUGCUAUCGUGCUGUUCAUCGAGUUACGAUACACUACUACCGAGAUCAGGGAAUGACAGCCGAGAUUGAUGCCAGGAGAAGAUUAACGUCGGUUUUAGGAGAGAUGGUCACCAUACACGAGGAUCGAACGCUGGGUUGAGAGGCGGACCCUCCAAAAGAAGCGGACAUCUAUACUUGAUGGAUGAUUAGAUGCCCCCAGAUGCAGGUCUCGGACUCGAAAAGAUUGCCAUCCCCAACAGUGCAAAACAGCAGUAGAUAUAUAGUCGAGUAGAAGG
Molecule: messenger RNA, 1610 nt
Organism: Aspergillus sclerotioniger CBS 115572
Lineage: Eukaryota; Fungi; Ascomycota; Eurotiomycetes; Eurotiales; Aspergillaceae
Product: phosphotransferase family protein
Exons: 2
Coding region: 476-1474 (332 amino acids)
Source: RefSeq, a predicted model, not a curated record